This is a messenger RNA of Ctenopharyngodon idella (grass carp), 3559 nucleotides long. RefSeq names its product acyl-CoA synthetase family member 2 (gene acsf2). Lineage: Eukaryota; Metazoa; Chordata; Actinopteri; Cypriniformes; Xenocyprididae. The transcript has 16 exons. Bases 460 to 2280 code for a protein of 606 amino acids. The record is from RefSeq and is a predicted model, not a curated record. Gene Ontology annotation, biological process: fatty acid metabolic process. Gene Ontology annotation, molecular function: medium-chain fatty acid-CoA ligase activity.
UUUGGUGUAAUCUGUUCGCUUUAGCAUCUGUAUUAAACAUUCACGUUUAAAUGUGUGAAGUUUAAACGUGUAAACAAAUGCUAAACAAAAGAAUGUAUGGCUGACCUAGAGCUUCCUGAUGUGAUAACGUUUGUUUUUUGCGUCCUCUACAGUUCAUAUUCCGUUGCAGCGGCUCGUCUUGCAACUUGAGGUGUUGUUGGUUCAACGAUUAACUUUUAAGAACUUUGGGAUCGCGGUGGCUCGAUCUUGGUGUUGCUUAGAAGUCGAGCAUUCGUGAUUUACCAAUGCAGUUAAUUCAGGGAUUUUAUUUUUAAUGUUAUGUGCAUUUAUCUCACUUAAUGCGUCAGGCCGUGACUGGGUACGUGUUUUUGUUUGAUUGCAAACGCAUCGAGUUCUGAAUAAAAAAACUGAAUUGAGAUUCUUCAGAGUCCACUUCUAUCGUAAGGGUGAAACUGAAAGAUGUCUUCUAAGAUUCUUCUGACUAAUCUACGAACGACUGCGAGAUUUUGCCAAACAUGGAAUUUUCUGCAGAGACCCUGGACUCCUUUCCUAGCUUCUCAACAAAGUUGUGCCAUUCAUGUGGAUAGCCCACCCGGCAUCCCAACACUGACAACCAGUUAUGUCCACGGCACCUCCUCCCAUUCGCUGCUCUCUAGUACUGUGGACCAGUGUCUUCAAGCCUCAGUGGAGCGCCACCCUGACCGGGAAGCUUUGGUUUUUGUGCAGGAUGGAAUACGCAAGACUUUUGCUCAGUUUUACCAGGACGUGGAAAAGACUGCAGCAGGCCUGCUGGCUGUCGGGCUGAAAAGGGGUGAUCGCUUAGGGAUAUGGGGACCGAACAUCUAUGAGUGGAUACUGAUGCAGUUUGCCACAGCUAAGGCAGGGAUCAUUUUGGUUUCAGUGAACCCGGCUUAUCAAUUGCAAGAGGUAGAAUUUGCUCUCAGAAAGGUACAGUGCAAUGCAGUAGUUUGUCCGACUCAAUUCAAGACCCAAAGGUACUGUGACAUGUUAAGGCAACUUUGUCCAGAGAUGGAGACGGCUUCGCCUGGAGGAAUCAAGAGUUCAAGACUUCCAGACCUACACACUGUGAUCGUGACGGACAGUCAGCAGCCAGGAACUUUCCACUUAAAAGAUCUGAUGCAGGCAGGAAGCAGCCAACACCAUCAACAACUACAAGACCUGCAGAAGAAACUUGUUUGUGAUGACCCUAUAAACAUUCAGUUUACAUCGGGAACAACUGGAAAGCCCAAAGGAGCCACUCUGUCUCAUCACAACGUUGUGAACAAUGCUUAUUUCAUUGGCAUGCGGAUAGGCUACAACUGGAGGAAAAACGUGCGAAUUUGCUUGCCGGUGCCCAUGUAUCAUUGUUUUGGCUCAGUGGGUGGUUGUAUGGUCAUGGCAGUGCAUGGUACCACAGUGGUUUUCCCAUCCACUGGUUAUGACGGACGUGCCAACCUGGUGGCGAUAGAGAAAGAGAAGUGUACAUUUGUCUACGGCACCCCUACUAUGUUUAUUGACAUGCUCAGUCAGCCUGCCCUGGCCCAGAUUGAUUUGUCAUCAAUUGAGGGUGGUAUUUCUGCUGGAUCACCUUGUCCUCCUGAGGUCAUUCGUAAGGCCAUCAAUAUCAUGGGUAUUAAGGAAAUGGUGAUUGGGUACGGCACAACCGAAAACAGCCCUGUGACAUUCUGCGGCUUUCCAGUUGACAGCAUGGAACGAAAGACAGAGACUACUGGAUGUAUAUGCCCCCAUACUGAGGCAAAAAUAGUGAACCCUACUACAGGAGAGAUUGUGCCUCUGGGCGCUCAGGGGGAGCUGAUGAUCAGGGGAUACUGCGUGAUGCUGGAAUACUGGAAGGAUGAUGAAAAGACCAAGGAGUGCAUCACAAAAGAUCGCUGGUACAAGACUGGUGAUAUUGCCACUUUGGACAAGUACGGCUACUGCAAAAUAGAAGGACGCAUCAAGGACAUGAUCAUCCGAGGAGGAGAGAACAUCUACCCUGCUGAAAUCGAACAGUUUCUGCAUACACAUCCUAAAGUUCAGGAAGCACAGGUGGUUGGAGUAAAGGAUGAGAGAAUGGGAGAGGAAGUUUGUGCUUGUAUUAGACUCAAGGCUGGUCAGGAAUGCACUGCAGAAGAGCUCAAGGCCUACUGCAAAGGACAGAUUGCACAUUACAAGGUGCCACGCUAUGUAACAUUUGUUCAGGGAUAUCCUUUGACUAUCACAGGCAAGAUCCAGAAGCACAAACUGCGUGAGCAGACAGAAAAACAGCUUGGACUGUGAUUGCAAAAGCACCUGUGGUAUUUUUUAAAAACAGUUACAAGCAGGACAUCAAUGUAAGGACAUUAUGAGUUACUCGAAUAUAUUGUGAUUUAAUUGUUUUACAAGCUAUGUUUUUAAUUAAUCAUGUGAUUUUAUCAGGUUUUAUAUGUACAUGAUACUACCCUAUUAUGUUACCCUAUUUCUAAAAACCUAUUGGUGGCAUUUCUACAUGUUAAGGAUCAUGUACCUUUUCUUAAUUGUCUUUAUUUUGGUAUAAAUUGUUUUUGAAACCAAAUAAUUUUUAAUUGAACCAAAUAUAUACUAAUAUAUUAGCAUUAAAAAAAUAUGCAUGGUUACACUAGGUCAGUUUUAGGUAGAUAAAUGUAUAAUAAAAUGUACCUAAAUUACACUAUCAGUAAAAAAAAAAAACACUUUUUUUCAGCAGUCUCAAAUGAAAAUCAUCUUGGUUGGUUUCUGUGCACAUCUGCUCCCUAUUCAAUCUGAAGUUCAUAUGUUCUACAUUUUAUAUUAUUGUGAUAUCCAAAAAUAGGGUAUUUAAGGCACAAAUGCAGUCUUUUUGUUGGCAGUAAGGUAGUUUCCCCUCAUUGUGAUCUCAGGUGUGCCCUGUCGGUGUUCAUUUAGGCCUUGGUGCUUUCCUGCUUGGCUUGUGAUGUGAACAUUUUGAUGCUAGUAUUGAGACCAUAUGGAAAUAGGUCCUCUCACAGCAUUCUAAUGAGUCUGCUGGAAAGUAAUGGCUACUCUGGUUUGGACUAACACAUAGUUUCGUGAGGAUCAUUUAGGGUGAGACUUUAAAACUUAAGAGCUGGACAAAACUCCAGACAUUCUUUUCGAAUGUCCUUGCAGCUAAUAAUGGAAUCUGUCAUUCACUGCAUGCUACUCAAGGUCAUUAUUGGGUGGAUUCACUUGACUGUGUAAUGUAUUUAUUAAAAUUUACAAAGAUUUAUGGCAUCAUCACUUCCAGUAAAAGGAUCACCUAAUUUGGAAUCUAGCACAUGUGAACAUCUUAAAAAGGAGCUGAAAAUAUGUUAAGUGUCUCCCCCAUGUGUCCUUUAGUAGAACAGCAACUCAAGCAUUUUUUGCUUCUUUUCUUAUUUUUUGGAUUCAGAAGUGUAUUUUAAAUACAAUUUCCAUUUACACUACAGCUGAGGUCAGUAUUUGUUUUAAGGAAUGAAUACUUUUAUCCAAGAAGGAAGCAUUAAAUUGAUCAAAAGUGACAGUAAAGACAUUUGUAAUGUUUAAAGAUUUUUAUUUCAAAUAAAAGCUUUUCCUUUGAACUUUA